UAUUUGAAGAUGAAGGCUGUCUUUUUUUUAUUUUGUGCUGUCCUUUUCGCUUACUAAUAUUUUUUCUUGUUAUUGUAAUGCAUAAUUUCUCUCUCUUUAAUUGCAACUCAUCAUCAUUCAAUCACACCCUUUUCUUCUCUUUCUUCUUUCUUCUUCUCUUCACCCAGUUUAGUUUUGUACAAUCAAGGAUUUUUGGAGGAGGUGAAUGAAAGUUUGAAGAAGAGAAAAACAUGAAAGGGCUAGUAUUUUUCCUUUUGCUUCUAGCACUGUGUCAUGCUGCAGAAUGCAAUGGAGUAUGCAAGUCUGAUUGGCCGCUGACACCGAGGCCCCACAGCGUGUCUGUCUUGGAAUUUGGAGCAGUUGGGGAUGGAAAAACAUUAAAUACUUUGGCAUUUCAGAAUGCCAUUUUCUAUCUCAAGUCCUUUGCUGACAAGGGUGGUGCCCAACUCUAUGUUCCAGCGGGCAAUUGGCUUAUUGGAACCAUCAAUCUUACCAGCUAUCUCACACUUUUCCUGGAAAAAGACGCCAUUAUUCUUGGCUCCCAGGAUUAUAAUCACUGGGAUGUAAUUGAUCCCUUGCCUUCUUAUGGCCGAGGUAUUGAGCUCCCUGGACAAAGAUAUCGCAGCUUGAUUACAGGAUGUAAUUUAACUGAUGUGGUGAUAACAGGUAACAAUGCAACUAUUGACGGUCAGGGUUCAGUUUGGUGGGAAAAAUUCAGUUCUCAUUCUCUAAAUUAUAGUCGACCGCAUCUAGUGGAAUUCAUAAGCUCAAACAAUAUUGUUAUAUCAAACUUAACCUUCCUAAAUCCCCCUGCUUGGAACAUUCGCCCAGCUUACUGCAGUAAAGUACUAAUCCAGAACAUAACAGUCCACGCUCCUCCAGACUCUCCACACACCAGUGGGAUAGUCCCAGAUUCUUCUGAGUAUAUUUGCAUCGAGAAUAGCAACAUUAGCUUGGGUUAUGAUUCUGUUGUGCUUAAAAGCGGUUGGGAUGAAUAUGGAAUUGCAUAUGGUAAACCAACUGCUAAUGUCCAUAUUCGAGGGCUCCGCUUGCAGUCUUAUUCAGGCUCUGGCAUGGCUUUUGGUAGCGAGAUGUCAGGUGGCAUUUCCAGUAUACUGGUUGAGAACCUUCACGUGCUCGACUCACUAAUUGGAAUCGAGCUGAAAACUGCUAGAGGAAGAGGGGGCUACAUCGAAGGAAUUUACAUAUCAGAUGUGUUCUUGGAAAAUGUACAGCAAGGAAUUAAGGCGACAGGUCAGUGGGAUACACAUCCAGACGACCAAUUUGAUCCCUUAGCAUUGCCCGUGGUCAGUGAAAUUACCUUUAUGGACAUAACUGGCAUAAACAUUACAACAUCGGGCUACUUUUCUGGUAUUAAGGAAUCUCCCUUCACUUCUAUAUGUCUCUCCAAUAUUUCUUUCUCCCUUGCUUUCGACUCAUCCACAUCAUGGGUUUGCUCCAAUGUGUCGGGUUCCUCGAAAAACGUGACACCUGAACCAUGUCCAGAACUUCAGAGCUCAAUUUCUAAUAUCUCUUCACAGUGUUCCUUCCUUUCAUAUCCACGUAGUCAAGUUGCAUAUUCUUGAUUCAAAGUGCCUAAAGCUCAAAUAUUCAUUCAUUGAUCUGUACAAUGCAAUACAACAUUCCCUCAACCAGUUAUGGUGCAUAAUUUUCCAAUAAUGUGCGAAUUGGAACCUUCCAUCUCGUGCCUUUUCAAGCUAUCAUCGACAAACUAUAGCAUGCUGCAAAUUCUUCCAAGUGGUGUCCGUUUAUAUUCCCAUUCCUUGUGUACAGUGUCAGUUUCUUCAUUCGUGUGUAAGAAAAGUUUUGGUAGUGCAGAACGACUUGGAUACUUGUUUCUUUACGCAUUAUUCUUCAUAUUUCAAAUUAUUAGUCAUUUCAUUCACAUUGUAAAUUUGGGUGGGGGCUGAAACAGCGUCAUGAUUGAAGACAUAUAUAGUUGGAAAUUGCAGGAAAGGUUCCUUUGCAUUUUUCCAUUGGAUUAUAUGCAUUUAACUAUGUAGGCUUUCUUGUGUUUGUGAUUUUUUCGUGCU
Molecule: messenger RNA, 2054 nt
Organism: Olea europaea var. sylvestris
Lineage: Eukaryota; Viridiplantae; Streptophyta; Magnoliopsida; Lamiales; Oleaceae
Product: probable polygalacturonase
Exons: 6
Coding region: 231-1586 (451 amino acids)
Biological process (GO): carbohydrate metabolic process
Molecular function (GO): polygalacturonase activity
Source: RefSeq, a predicted model, not a curated record